Messenger RNA from Zootermopsis nevadensis, 6510 nucleotides. RefSeq names its product Zinc finger protein swm (gene swm). NCBI's taxonomy places the organism in Eukaryota, Metazoa, Arthropoda, Insecta, Blattodea, Termopsidae. The record is from RefSeq and is a predicted model, not a curated record. Gene Ontology annotation, cellular component: nucleus. Gene Ontology annotation, molecular function: metal ion binding; RNA binding.
AUAUACCUCAAUCUACAGUGCUGGAGUCAACAUCGGCAAUAAGUCGAAUUAAUUGCAUACUCUCUCCGCGUUGAAUGUUGAUCUGGAUUACGAACGGCGUAUGAUGUGUUUCAAAGCCAUAACCUGCCCUUCCAUUGUAUAUACAUUUUAAUUUCUUUCGCGAUCGACUGGAUGGUGGAAAAACCGCGAUGGAUCAAGAUAGCUUAUACAACGACUAUGAUGCUACUAGUUGUAAAAUGUGGUACUAAUGAUGUCUGUGCGUGUUGCAAACAGUUUAGUGCAUAUUUACAUGAAAAUAAAAUAAGCUUCAACACUUACGCGCAUUAAUUUGUGAUUUGAAUCGAAUUUUAUAGUUGUUAUAUUGGAAGAAAAAUGAUAAUAGAUGAUCCAGAAGCUUUUAAAUCGUGGCUGACAGCAAUACUGGAACCUUUGUGCGAUGCAGAUCCCGCAGCCCUAGCAAAAUAUGUAUUUGCUUUAGUGAAGAAGGACAAGCCUGUGGCUGACCUGAGGGCAAGUAUGGUUGAACAGCUGGAUGUGUUUCUUCAGAGUGAAACAAAGAAAUUUGUAGAUUUGUUAUUCAAGACGCUGGAGACACAGGUGUAUGAUGUACCAGCUACAUCUGCUGCGAUGGUAGUACACCAUACUGCAUCAACAGAUGUAGCACCAGUAAUUGCCGUUGAGCCAGCUCCAGCCAAAGUACUUGUCACCAAACAGGCAGCAGAGCCAAUAUUGUCGGAGUCACAGAAUACAGCUAAUGCGUCCAAUGCCCAGCCUGUAACUGGAAAUCAGGUGGUGGCAGGCGUGACUUCAUUGGUGAACUCUGUGCAAACCAAUGGGUCUAUAUCUUUGCCAUUGCAUAAGCGUGAUUUGGAUUUGCAGGCACGUAGUACACACAGAAAAUCUGAUUUGGACAAAGAUGAUAAAGGUCGCAUUGGAGGACGAAAUCGACAUCGUAACUCUAGGUCUCCUUCAAGAGGCCGAUCUCGGUCCCGUUCUUGGGAUCGCACAAGAAGGUCACGUAGUCGGGACAGGGAUCGCGAGAGAGAUCGAGAGAGAGUCAGAGAGAGGGACAGGAGUAGGGCGUGGCGAAACAAAUCCCCUCCACCCAGAAGAUACGAAAGGGAUCGAAGGAGGAGCUGGUCUAGGUCUAAUUCUCCACCUGGUACGACUGGUCCUGUGGUUAGGACCCGGAGCAUGGGGAACUCGCGUUCUCGGUCUAGGUCACCACGCUACAAUCACAGAGGACGCUAUCGUAACAGAUCCCCUCCUGGGCGGCUGUCCCUCUCUCAUUCGCGGUCUCGAUCCAAUGAGAGGACGCGGGAUAAAAAGGAUUCUUUGUCAGGAGCAGGCACUCCUACACAAGACAGUAACCAUGGGGAUGUGGACAUGAGGCUCACAACUACAUCUCAGAGCAUCCAGAGUGUAGUCAGUGCUGGUGGUAAGACUGCCGACAGUGGUGCCAAUUCAGGAACUACUCUACUAUCUGGAAUCUAUCAUGCCAAGAGAAGAUGUCGAGAUUUUGAUGAAAAGGGGUACUGCAUGCGUGGUGAUUUGUGUCCCUAUGACCAUGGAAAUGACCCAGUUGUCUUGGAGGACGUAGCAUUAUCCCGUGUGCUGGCAUUUGGUCCCAACCACCCACCAUCCCAUCCAUUGGUACCACCAGGCACUGGACCUCCUACUCCGUUAAAUCCUCCCGGUGGUUCGCAGCCACCAGCUGCAGCAGAAGUCACAGAAGGACUGGUGGAACAUGGCCCAACUCCAGGGAUUCCACUAGAACCCCCACCACACCACAUGCCACAUCCAGUACCACAUCCUCAUAUGAGGGGACCACACAGUGGAAAUAUGGAAUACAAUCCAGAUGCUCCAAGCAUGGAACCAAGGAUGUGGGGCCGUCCACCAUUCCGUAGUGGGCCUGGAGGCAUGAGAGCAGGAGGAAUGAUGAGGGGUGCAAUUGGUCGCCCAGUGCUGUACAAUCCUCAACCACAGCGAGAACUUAUCAGUGUGCCUGUGACAGACCAGACUCAUAAUUACUCUGCUGGCUACAAACGUAAUCGUCCAACUGCUGAAACCAACAAUUAUAUCCCAAACACAGAGUCCAAAGAGUCUCCACCAUCCAAAAAGAAGUCAAAUUUUGACUUUGCUCGCUUGGGACCACGUCACAAGAACCCAAAUAAUUGCUCUUUGGAACUCAAGAAAGUGCCACGUGGUUUGAACAAUAUUACACACCUCAACAAUCACUUCGCCAAGUUUGGCAAGAUUGUAAAUAUUCAGGUUUCGUUUGAAGGGGACCCUGAGGCUGCACUCGUGACAUUUUCAAGUCACGCAGAAGCAAAUGCUGCGUACAGGAGUACUGAAGCUGUGUUGAAUAAUAGGUUCAUUAAAGUGUUCUGGCAUAACAAUAGUGAGGGCAAACAAGAGAAUGUCCCACCUCCACGGCCUUCGGUGAAGGAGCGCCUGGGAGUACCAAAUCCAGUCUGUAACAAUAAGGUUCUAAAUACCCUGCAGCCCAAAGCAUCUCUUGCCCUUCAAUCUGAAGCUGUAGAGAAGGUGAUAAUGUCUGGCAACAACUUGACAAAAACAGUUUACAUACCAACAGCACUGAAGAAGCAAGAGAGUUCUGUCAUCAGUUCAUCCACUGUCCAAGAGAAUUCGAAAGCUCAAGCAGCGGCUGCUAUCAAGAAGACACAAGAGAUUUUGGCUGUGAAAGAAACACUCAAAAAGAAGCAGGAGGAAAAACGGAAAGAAGCACUAAAACUGACUGCAGAUUUGAGGAAGAGGAAGCAGGACCUCUUGGAUAAACAGCUGGCACAGCAAAAGCUGCUGAUAGAGAGGCUGGAGAAGGGCGGGGUAGCUGCUGAGCAGCGAGAAGCUCUUAUGACUACCAUAAAAAAGUUGCAGGAGAGCAUUGAAAAGAUCCGUAAAGACUUGGCUAGUGGAGUUGUGCAGGGUGCAACUGGCACAGCCAGCACCAGCAGUACUGGAGCCAGCAGGCAGCAGAGUGCGGCUACACCAGUCGUAGUGAAGAAGAGCAAAGAAGAGGCGAGUCAGCUUAAAUAUGCACAGCGUGAGAUCUUGGAUGCAGAGUUGGACCUUUUCACGAGACAACAGGAGGGUGGGGAUACUUCAGAAUUGCAGCGGAAGGUGGCUGAGCUGAAGAUGGAGGCUCAUUCCCUUGGGCUGCUACAGGGAAGUAUUCCUAAUACAAGACUGCACCACAGGAGUUCUGUGCACCUGAACAGGAGUCUUAGUAGAACAGCUCGGGGCAGUUUGUUUCGAGGGAGGGGGCGAGGUUUUACACAUGUUUGUGUUGAUCAUCGACCAACCAAAGUUCUUGUGUCUGGGUAUGAGGAGGAUGAGAAGACGGAAGUCCUGGCACAUUUUGGACAAUUUGGUGAAAUUGUGGACUACAUUGUCGAUGAAUCCACUCCUUCCAUUAUUUUAAACUACAAGUCUCGGAAAGAGGCCGAGGUGGCCAUGGUGAAAGGGCGUACUUUCCAGGACCGUUUGCUAUCAAUUACAUGGUGUAGCAAUCCAGGGGUUGGUAGAGGAGUCAGGGGAAGCCACAACUUGAUGUCAGCUGUGCAUCUCCAUCAUGGACUGGGUCAUCGCUCUGUGAUCAUGGUGGGGGCUGGUGCAGAGGGAGGGGAACAACUCUUGGAGGAAGUGGAUGAAGGCCUCAUUGAAGAAGAGGAUGAGUUGGGUGUAGCUGAGUUGAGUGAGGAUGUACUGCUACAAGAUGAUGAGGAAGAAGAGGAAGAUGGUGAAGAUAGAAGCUGGCGACGAUAGCAGUCGUGAUCAGUCUGUAUGUCUCGAAAUUCACGGCCCAGAGGGCUUGCUUGCAGUGUAAUUAUUCGAGUGUAAUGCACAGUGUGUAGGAACAUGUGCGUUAGUAUGUAUAUACAUAUUUUGUAACUUUUAUAAAUAUUAGAUAUUUCCUUUGGUUCCAAAUGUGAAUUUCAAUUAUUUUAACCCUUCCCAAGCAAUUUUUCUUGUGUCUGUAAGUGGAAUAUUUUUUUCUGUAAACUAAAUUUUAUUAUGCGUGGAAGUCUUCAGAGUAACUAAAACUAUAAUAUAAGUUUUGAAACUGAAACUGAGUUUCACCAUAUGUUAGCUCCAUUUACCAACUAAAGACUGUCCUGUAACUUGAUGCAAAGUUUUUAAUGUAAAUUUCUAAUUGGAUAAAUGACGCACGUCUCACUGAAUUUGUUGCGCUUCUUUAUGAGCCAUCACAGUUAUUUCGGGUUUCACGCACAUGGAAACAUGUUUUGCGAUUAUAACGUCAGUGACGUUUUCCAUUGCCAGCACUAACUCUGGAAAACAACUUCUGUGUGAUACAUUACAAAGUACUUGGUCUGGGUUUGAAAAUGGCUUUUUCUGCAUGUCUUUGCUCUGUGAAUGGAGAGUACUGAGCUAGAGUUUCGGGCAUAUCUUUUGUAGAUGGUAUUGCUUUUUUCUGUUACGUUAUUGGUACCUAUUAACUUGUGCUCUAGGUUUUGGCUGUGUGUAAUACUUGUUGGUGUAGACAAAUUAUCCAGAAGAUGGGUUGGUAGUGUCUUUCAUGAGAACAGUGCACAGCUGUUAUUGCUUGCAUAGUUCUCAACAUCAGGGUUCUCAUGUACUGUUUUAACAGUAUAUGUAUCUGUUAGAUACCACAGACAUUCUUAGCCCAAAGUUAUAAGAUUAUAAGUUUUAGAGGAUGCUGUCCUUUCAUUUACUGUUAAAUAGAAGUGGGAAAGUAAUUAACCCUUCAGUGACAGCAACCAUUUAUGUGGUGUUCAACCCUGUGGACAGAGGAAAUUUAACCCGAUGUACCUGGUUUGUGCCAAGGUCAGAGGCUAUCGUCAUGUGACGAGCAGGUUCAUAUCGUGCGCAGAGGGUUAAGGAUGCAUUUUGACCUGUUUUUGUGAAAUACAGGAUUUAUUGAUCUUGUUCCUCAGUGUGUGCAAAAUGUUUGUUCCAAAAUAAACUGAAAUUUAUCUGUGACAAGACAUCUGAAAAUAAUUGCAUUUUGUUUACCUUUGUUUGAGAGAAGUAAUCAGCAUGGGAUGUAGGACCACGGCUUCAACUCCAGACACUGCCUUGAGGGUUGAAGAUGCUCUCUCAGUAGGGGAACAUAUUUCAUACUUUCGUCUUGUUGCCAUUCAGUAUGGUUUCCUGUAGAUUGAGGUCCAACAAAUUCAAGUGAAAGACAAAAUUAAAAUAUUUAGCAGGCUCAUUUGUCCAAUAAAAAAUUGAUGGUACAGCUGCAUCUUUUUCAAUAUUUUGCAUUUUGGUACUUUUGCUUGGUUCAAGCCACUUACUUACCAUUGUGUAUGGUUUUUCUGUCUGUUGUGCUGUUCUAGCUCUGCGUAGCACUGGCAUCACUUAUCUCAUAAUAACUGUCAGUGGAAUGAAAGUCUAAAAUUAUUUAAUGGUAAUAUCUGAAACAGACACUAUUUCUUCAUCGUGCACUGUCCCCCUUUCAAUGUUUGAUAUGCAAAAAGAUUGAAAAAAACAACCACUAAACAAAUUGUCUAAGUGACUUGGCACAUACGUGAAGAACUGUCUCCCACACUCGCAUAUACCUAAAUCCUGUCAUUUGAAUCUGUAGUAUCACAGAUGUCACCAACAUUUGCCUUGACAUCUUUUAAUGUCAUGGCAGAGACAGCAGUAAAUACAGACUUUGUAUAAACUUUGGGUAUGUCCAUAUUCUGCAUAUGAAGUACUGGUUGACCUCAGAUGUAUCUGGUUUUCACUUGGGAAGGGUUAACGUUAAUUUGAUUCUGUUCAUACAACUAAAUGCAUUUCUAUUGGCAUAGACUAUAUGACAAACAUUGUAAUUUUGAGUGAGAACAAAACUUCUGUAACAAAACUGCUUUCAUGUACUGCAAGAAAAUUGUAAUGUUGUCAUUACUAGUAUAGUUUUAAUGGUUUUGUUUUAAAGUCAGUGGCGUAACUUUGGCACGUCAAUCACCAGUGAAAUAAAUGCUCUGACUUUCAAACAUUGGAAUUUCAUUUUCCAUACUAAUAAAUGUAUGUGCACUGAUUAAUGUACAACAUUGACAAUGUCUUUGUGUUAUAUUAAGUCAUAGAUAAUUGUACUUGAUUUUAUUGUAACAUAUAUUUGUGAUUUGUUUUCUUCAAUGAAAUGUUCAGUAAUUGAUGUAAAAAUACUUCAUGCAAAAAUGUGCUUUGUAUAAUGGUUAAAGAUGAAAAGAUUGAAAAGAUAAUAGCUGAUAAAUGAAAAGUUGAAAAAGAAAAGAAGGAACACUAAAGAUUAAAAUGUUAUGAAAAAUUACAAAAAAGAGAGUGAAAAAAGAAACAGAAAACAUUAACCAAUUAAAGCACUGAAGUUUUUGUACAAUAAUAAAAGAAGUGGGAGCAAAUACUAAAAUGAAACAAAGAAAAGAUCAAAACAAAAAAAUUAUCACUUGCCCCACCAACAAAACAAUUGUUUCUUAAAAGAGCAAGAUUUUCUGCAAAAGACAUUUUAUGCUAUGUGGUAAAUAAGAUUGUGUGCCUUUCAGACAA